GAGAACAAGUUCUGUAAAAUUACACUUUCUGUCAAAGUCCACAUAGUCAAACACACAAGUGUCGUCGUGAAGGAUUCUUGGACAUUCACAUUAUUUAGCUUCAUCAUGACUGAACACCUGCUGUUAGUCGUCCUCAUGUGUUCCUUUACGGAGAUGAAAGCACAAGCUCUUCUUACACCUACACUGACAGUGAAUCCACCGGUGAUCUCAGACACAGACUCAGUCACUCUGCACUGUCAGACUCCAUCAUCUGUGUCUCAGUGUUAUUUCAAAACUAUGAGAACAAAACCGGGCAAAGUCUUCCCCUGUCUGAAGACACUGACAGGAACUGAGCUGCUGGAGAUGUCACAUCAGAGUUCACCUGCUGAGGUUGAGAUGACAUGUUUUUACACUGUAAAGCUUGGAGAGUCACAUUACCCAUCUCCACACAGUGACACAUCCUCCGUCACCAUACACAGUGAAACAUCCUCCGUCACCAUACACAGUGAUACAUCCUCCGUCACCAGACACAGUGACACAUCCUCCGUCACCAUACACAGUGACACAUCCUCCGUCACCAUACACACUCUAAAACCUGAGAUGAGUCUUCAGCAUUUUCCUGGUGAAUACGUUAUCAUGACCUGCACUCUGCCUGGAUCUGCUCAUGAAGAUACGAGAUGUAACCUUUACUUUGGAGAAGAAAGGGAUCCAUCUCUAACAACAACCAUCUGGAAGCAAAGGACCUCAAAGAAUCAGUGGUUCUGCCAGUUUACUGUCACAAUUUCUGAUUUGCUUCAUUUUCCUCAAAGAAGCGUCACCAGCUGUGAUUACAGUUUGGGAAGUGAACCAAACUCUUUGUCUCCUCGUAGUGAUGGAUACAGCUUGACUGGUCAGAAUGUUGGAUCCAGCAACACUGGUAGUUUUAUCUCUACUUCUAUCACACCAGUGAAACCAACAUCAGCAGAAACAUGGACAUGGAACUUGGUAGUAGUUGCAGCGUGUCUUGGAGGUGUCAUCUUACUGGGCCUAGCACUUCUCUUUACCAAAAGAAGAACUGAAAGAUGUUCUAGCAAAAGGACACAAGCUGAUGCCACUGAUGACUUAAUGUGCAUGAGAGAGCUUAACCAUGGAGGAUCGUUACCUGCCGGUAAUGAUGAAGCGUACAGUGUGAUUACCUCAGUACCUGCUGCUGACUGUCCUACUGGUUUGGAUAAAUCGAAAAUGCAAGAGUUUCAAAAUGAAGACUCUGACAUAUACCAUGUGUACUCCACCAUGUCUGAGGAGCCACCUCCAUCAGCCCUGAAGGACAUGGUGUACAGCACCCUGCAGGCACAUUGAAACAAAAACGUGUUAAUACUGUAUAGAGAAACAGAACGCAGACAGCCUUAAGAACUGUUUCAAAUGAUGUGUAAUUUUUAAACUUGUCCUUUAUAGUGUAACCUAUGAUCUAGGGAGGAAAAUUGAUGUAUCUGCCAUGAAUGAACAAAUUCUUAGCUGGAUGGCUUCUUAUCUGUCAGAGAGGGACCAGCAGGUUGGGUAGGGUGUUACUUCUCUGAGCCUUUGCCCGUCACUUGCGGAGUGCCACAAGGCAGUGUCCUGAGCCCCCUUCUGUUUUAACG
Molecule: messenger RNA, 1598 nt
Organism: Cottoperca gobio
Lineage: Eukaryota; Metazoa; Chordata; Actinopteri; Perciformes; Bovichtidae
Exons: 12
Coding region: 106-1317 (403 amino acids)
Source: RefSeq, a predicted model, not a curated record